AUGGCGAAGAAGUCCCCCGAUCAAGACGCAUGCGUUGUCUAUCAUUCUCAAGACGACCGACAGUUUUUGACGUUCUCAGGUCUGCGUGAUCGAUCGUUAAAUUUGGCCAAACACUUGAUCAGUAAAGGGAUUGGAAAAGGCGAUAUAAUUGGUCUUCUGUCUACGAAUUGCACAGAGUUCUUCGUUGCUUUUCUAGCCUUGUCUCGGAUAGGAGCACCAAUACUGCUCUUGCGAUAUGGCAGCACGGCUGCAGAGGUCUGCAUGCUGUUGACCAAGAACAAUAGCAGGGGAUUGCUGGGCAGUGCGCACUGUGAAAAGGACGUCACCAUAGUUAACACUAUUAAGACCCUCAUGGUAGAUGAAAGGAAGAAUACGGCGGAGAAAAGACCAUUUAUGGUCAUGGGAAUGGGCCCUCGUGAUAAAGAAGUGCACGUGUCCGGCAAGGCGAAAAUAUCUGACCACCUUAGCCAGGUAAACAUCCCAGAUGUGGGCCCCGAUGACGACUGCGUAAUAUUCUUUACCUCUGGCAGUUCCGGGGAGCCCAAACCUAUCCCAUGCAGUCAUCGGACACUGAUAGCAAGGACUCGUUCUUGGGGCGAAUUCGCCUUUUCAGGGCCAGAUACAGCGGGCACAAGAUUCUUCAAUGACCGCCCGUUGGCGUGGACCGGGGGAUUCCACAUGAUACUUAAUAUGUGUGUAUUUGGUGCAUGCUCAGUCACUAUGACAACCGACUUUGUCAUGCAUCGUGGUGCUAUCGAGUUCGUUAUGGCUAUCUUAAAUGAGGAGAAGUGUACGCACGCUUUUCUAAUGAAUUACCAACUCGUCGACUUAAUGCACCGUGGAGACACGUGCCUCCCUCUUUGUUACCUUAAAUACGUGGUGACAGUCGGACAAAAGACAGAUCGCUUGGCAAUAGAGCACGUGCUCGUGUCUUUUCCUGGCAUUUCAUUCUUGUACCAUUAUGGUCUCAGUGAGAACGGCUUUGCCAUGUACCAGCGUCAUACCGACACAACGACAUUACUCGACGAAGGUUUCAGCAUCCACGAUGGAAUCGAGAUCAAGCUUAUCGACUCAGGUGGCGAGACCGUGGAGACCGGUUCCCCUGGAGAGAUAUGCAUUCGAUCGCAAGCUCUAUUUCGAGGUUACCUCGGCUGUCCCUCGGCAAACGAAAGAACGUUCCUACCUGGUGGCUGGUUCCGCACCGGAGACAUAGCCCUUAGUAGGACAGACGGCAAGGUUGUAUUGUUAGGGCGUUCAGACGACAUGAUCAAAAGGGCGCCCGCACGAAAACGAAAGGUAGUGGUGGUUGGGGUACCUGAUGAGCGUCUGUUUGAAGAUCUCUGUGCGUGUGUUAUACCACGUGACUCCAAUUUAUUUGACGUCAGCAGUUUCAGUCACUGGUGUCAGGAGCGGUUUUCCAUCGGACCAGACGGUCGGUCUUUGGCGCCAAGCUAUACCCUCGGGUUUGACGAGUAUCCACGGACAGACAACGGUAAAACAAGUAGAAAGAGAUUGAAAGAAAUUGCAACAUUACGCCUUCAGAAAUGA
Molecule: messenger RNA, 1548 nt
Organism: Lingula anatina
Lineage: Eukaryota; Metazoa; Brachiopoda; Lingulata; Lingulida; Lingulidae
Source: RefSeq, a predicted model, not a curated record